Messenger RNA from Metarhizium acridum CQMa 102, 1827 nucleotides. RefSeq lists its product as uncharacterized. The record is from RefSeq and is a predicted model, not a curated record. Gene Ontology annotation, biological process: regulation of DNA-templated transcription. Gene Ontology annotation, cellular component: nucleus. Gene Ontology annotation, molecular function: zinc ion binding; DNA-binding transcription factor activity, RNA polymerase II-specific. Lineage: Eukaryota; Fungi; Ascomycota; Sordariomycetes; Hypocreales; Clavicipitaceae.
AUGUCUGGUCGCCAGUCCGUGACACCUUAUCCUCGGCCGACCAGCGGUCGGGCAUCAUGUGUUGGGGACAUCUCAUGGUGGGAUGUGGGCGAGGAAUGCGGUGAAGAGCUCUUCGAUUUACUCGUGCAUAAGGAGAAUCUGCUGGCCAUGGGCCGGCUCUACCUGACUUGGUGUCACGGACAACCCAUAUCGCUGUUCAACCCCGACACAUUCCUAGAAUCGCUGACAUUUCGGGAUCUUGAACUAAUCCUUGCACUGCAGACACUGAGCCUUCGAUAUCCACCUGGCACGCUGACGCCCCAGAAGCGCGAGAAAUUGGAUUCAAUGGAAAAGGAAGCAAGGAGCGCCGCCAUGAGCCGCAUCGCAACUUCGGAAGCUGAGCUGUCAACCCUCCAGACACUGUGCAUUCUGAGCAUGGUCGAGUUCGCAGAUGGCAAAGUUGCCCAAGCAGGAUUGCACGUGGCCAUUGCAAGUCAGCUAGCUCAAUGUGUGCAGCCCAACAACAUGCUUGGGGAUGCCCAAGAGUUCAACGAUUGUGUCCAUAGCAUCAUUAUGCUCCAGAAUCUUCAAGGCUGCAUCCCGCCAACCACCGGUCCUGGCAGUGCUCUCUCCUGCGGCAACGCGCCUUCGAUAUCUCAAAUCCACGCUGCGGCUCUUUCAGGCGUGGAGCCGUCAUUUUCGUCAUCUGGGGUGGCUCUCGGGCACAGCCAGAUGGACUCGGGCAUCAUGAAGUAUGCUCUCGAGUUGAGCGAGGCUUGGAGAAUGGCCAGAGCCUACGCUGCAAGCCGCGUUGCCUCAGAUGCGCUUCCGCCAUGGAAUCAGCGCUCGGAUUACUCGGAAAUCAUGCAUCUCCAUCUCGAGUUUGACUGCCGUGUGCCGUUGAAGUAUCGCUUUGCGGCUAAUAAGUUUGCAGAACAGGAUCGAGACGCUUUAGAGCAACACCGUGACUACUGGGGCCCGUGGCUCUUUGUACAGAUUGUGUAUGCCGUCAUUCCAUGCAUACUCAACCAUCCCUUCUUGUUGUCGAUGCGACUCAAGAAUUGUCGACACACGGUGCCUCAAUCCUUCAUUCACCACUCCUUUGAAUACAUAAACCGGCAUGCCGGGUGGAUAGUAUACUUUAUUAAUUUGUUGGAGAAGAAGUCGUUUCACAUUUCCGACCCAUCGCUGGCUCAUUGUAUCGCCAUCGUCGCCACAAUUCACCUCCAGCACAGCUUCGUUCAAGACCGAGCGCUCCGAGAUAAGGCUCAGCAGGGAUUCGACAAAUGCAUGAGUUGCCUGCGAAGAAUGGGGGGAACUUGGCCCUGUGUGUCCAUCAUGGCGAAUAACCUCGCAAAAUUGAGAGAAAGCGUGGGAGUCGUCCAAUCUCCAGACUCACUCAACCGAGAGCUCGUCAGCGGCCGCAAGUCAUUUUCCAUAGACGCCCAGCUUCUAUGGGACAUUCUAAUCUACGAACGCGCUGGCCGCCCAGACGCAGGCGCGGACCAGUCAAUCUUUGGCAAGACGUUGAAAGUCGGCAGCAAGUCUCGCGAAGAUGACGUGCGGACUGCUGCCGAAUUUGAUCUCGUGGGCUCAGCGGGCAUAUCUGGCCACAAGGCCGUCUCCAAAGAGACGCCGGCUUACGCACCAAACGAAGAUGUGCCACCCACUCCGCGGGUUCUCGAGAACAUGGGUGAAGUGGGCGAAGCUACGCCGGAUAUUGGUGUAUCGGUCGAAGAUCGCUUCUUCGAGGGCAUCGGUGGCCGGGAUGGGCAGGAACACUUGUUUCUUCAGGCCAAUGACUUUGGGAGGGCUAUUGACAAUUGGCUAAGCUUUGAUUCAUUCUGA